UGGCACCACCUGUUUGUGCUUCUUACUUCCAGACUGAAACUUGGGUAGUAGUCCAAAGCAGCAGAAGCAGUUGAUCAUGGAAGACUACCCACAAAGCCUUAUCCAUGGCCUUGGCUUGAAGGGCAUGGCCUUAGAUAAGAAGGGCACCUCACAAACUGCUGCAGGUGGUCAUGGUUGCAGAAACGCUCAAGUGGUGCUGCAGAUUGUGAGGAGGAGGAUGAUGGAGAAGCAGAGGAAGAAGAGAAGGGCUCAUGGGGCCAUUAGAGGUAGCAGGAGACCCAAGAUUAUGAUGCAGAGGAAGGCUGUUCUAGAAGGGUCUACAAGGCCUUUGAACAGUUUGGAAGGGAGCUUGGAUGCUCUGCAGAGGCUUGUUCCAAACGGUGAGUGCAUGGAGUUGGAUACUUUGUUUAGUGAAGCAGCUGAUUACAUUGUGGGUUUACAGACGACAGUCAAAGUAAUGCAGAUCAUGGUUAGGUCCUUCUCUAAUCAUUUUCACAGUAUGACAGAAGAUCAGUAGCUCACAUACUGCUGAAACUCUCUAUCCCCCAUCUCCUACGAUGUAUUAUUUGUGGAAAAUAAAGUAGCUAGCAUUUGUAACCCAGUUCAGGUAUUGUUUAUUG
Molecule: messenger RNA, 620 nt
Organism: Nymphaea colorata (pocket water lily)
Lineage: Eukaryota; Viridiplantae; Streptophyta; Magnoliopsida; Nymphaeales; Nymphaeaceae
Exons: 1
Coding region: 77-517 (146 amino acids)
Biological process (GO): regulation of DNA-templated transcription
Source: RefSeq, a predicted model, not a curated record